AUGUGGCCAAUCAUUGUUGUGGAUGCCACGCAUUUAAAAUGUAAGUAUAAGGGUGUCCUUUUUGUUGCCAAUGCAUUUGACAGAAAUCAAAAUAUAUAUCCUCUUGUUCUUGGAAUUGGGGAUUUAGAGACGGAUGCAUCAUGGCAUUGGUUUUUCAGUAAGCUUCAUAAAGCCAUUGGUGAGUGUCCAAAUCUUGUGAUUAUUUCUGAUCAGAAUAUUAGCAUAGAGAAUGUGUGGCACAACGUUUUUCCAACGGCACAACAUGGCAUAUGCUUUUACCAUAUGAAGGGGAACAUGAAACACACUUUCAAAUUGAAAAAACGUGAUAAAUUAUUGCUAUACUUUGAACAAGCUACGAAAUCUUAUGGUAUUGUUGAAUUUGAUCGUCAUUUUCGCAAGAUCAAGGGAAAUGAUGAGGUUGCUCAAUAUCUUGAAAGUGUAGGAUUACACAAGUGGUCUAGAGCUCACAUGAAUGGACGUCGAUACAAUGUAAUGACAACAAAUAUUGCGGAGUCAAUCAACUCCGUCCUUCGGUUCACAAGGAUGCCACCAGUGGUGCAUUUGAUUGAUGAAAUCAUCAAUCUGCUUGUGAAAUGGUUCAGUAAACAUCGUGAUUUUGCUUUGAAAUGUACAUCAACAUUGUACCCUGACUUUGGCGAGAAGAAGCUAAGACGCAGGUUGGAAUGUGCUUCAAGGAUGAAUGUCGUGAAAUUGAAUCACGUAGAGUACAAUGUCGUGGACAGUAAUAUGGACAACCACGCACAUUUGACGAAUAACACUUGCAGUUGUAGGAAGUUUCAACUUGAGCAACUACCUUGCAAGCAUGUAGUUGCAGUUUGUCGUUUCUUGAAACUAAAUGUAUACUCCAUGGCUUCUCGUUAUUACACUCGAAAUACACUCGAAAUACAUGGUUAG
Molecule: messenger RNA, 915 nt
Organism: Prunus mume (Japanese apricot)
Lineage: Eukaryota; Viridiplantae; Streptophyta; Magnoliopsida; Rosales; Rosaceae
Molecular function (GO): zinc ion binding
Source: RefSeq, a predicted model, not a curated record